CCGCACACUGAUGUUUCUCUCUCUCUCCCUCCCUUCCCUCUCUAAAAAUAAAUAAAUAAAAAAUCUUUAAACAAAACGAAAGAAAACAUGGGCUGUGUUCAGAAAAGGGAGAAUAGUCCCAUUUAAAAAAUAAAUAAAUAAAAUCUUUUAAACAAAAAAAGCUCAUCAGUGACCCCCUGCGGGGUGACAGCAGCCUGGACUAGGGUGGAGAGCAGCUGUGGGCCCUGCGCGGUAUUUCCGGGCCCCGCCGACAGGCAGGGCUGGGGCUGGGCACGAGAAGCACUGGAGCGACGGAGCCUCGGAGAGGAGCCUGGGUGCGGGCCGGCGUGGUGCAGCCCCGCGAACCGGGUCGGGGCCGCUGAUGUGACCCUGCACCUAGGCCACGGGAGUCGCACUGUGGAGACCCUUUGAUCCGCGGAUGGUUGUGAGGCAGGCAACUUGGGAAGCCCGAAAACGUUGCAGUCCGCAGCCCUGCAGGCGAGGCGGACCCGCACGGCCUGGGGCAGGGGCGGGGCCCAGGCCUUACUGCGCAGACUCGAGCUAGUCGUUUCCAAGGCGGCGAGUCCCACGCGCUCCAGCAGCUCAGCAACUGUCGCGUCCCUGGCUUCCGCCCAAGCGCGUCGGUACCCCCACCUCUGCACCGGCUGCUGCCCGGGGUCAGCCGAACCUCGCUCUCUCUGUCCCAGGCCCCGCCAUGGGCGACCUGGAGCUGCUGCUGCCUGGGGAGGCUGACGUGUUGGUGCGGGGACUUCGCAGCUUCCCGCUGCUGGAGAUGGGCUCCGGAGGGUGGAACCAGCAGCAUGAGAACCUGGAGAAGCUGAACAUGCAGGCCAUCCUCGAUGCCACGGCCAGCCAGGGCGAGCCCAUCCAGGAGCUGCUGGUCACCCACGGGAAGGUCCCGACGCUGGUGGAGGAGCUGAUUGCGGUGGAGAUGUGGAAGCAGAAGGUGUUCCCCGUGCUGUGCCGGCUGCAGGACUUCACGCCCCAGAACACAUUCCCCAUAUACAUGGUGGUCCACCACGAGGCCUCCAUCAUCAAUCUCCUGGAGACCGUGUUCUUCCACAAGGAGGUGUGUGAGUCAGCAGAGGAUACCGUCUUGGACCUGGUGGACUACUGUCACCGCAAACUGACUCUGUUGGUGGCCCGGACUGGCCGCAGUGGCCCCCCAGAGGAGGAGGAGUCCCAGCAUAGCACCCCCAUGCAGGAGCUCCAGAAGCAGGCGGAGCUGAUGGAGUUUGAAAUCGCACUGAAGGCGCUCUCGGUGCUACGCUACAUCACGGACUGCGUGGACAGCCUUUCCCUGAGCACCCUGAGCCGCAUGCUCAGCACCCACAACCUGCCCUGCCUCCUGGUGGAACUGCUGGAGCACAGUCCCUGGAGCCGCAGGGAAGGAGGCAAGCUGCAGCGAUUUGAGGGAGGCCGUUGGCAGACAGUGGCCCCCUCGGAGCAGCCGAAGCUGAGCAAGCUGGACGGGCAGGUGUGGAUUGCCCUGUACAACCUGCUGCUGAGCCCCGAGGCCCAGGCCCGCUACUGCCUCACCAGCUUCGCCAAAGGGCAGCUCCUCAAGCUCCGGGCCUUCCUCACGGACACGCUGCUCGACCAGCUGCCCCACCUGGCGGACCUGCAGGGCUUCCUGGCCCGCCUGGCCCUGGCUGAGCCCCAGCCCCCGAAGAAGGACCUGGUGUUUGAACAGAUCCCAGAGAUCUGGGAGCGGCUGGAGCGGGAGAACAAAGGCAAGUGGAAGGCUAUCGCCAAGCACCAGCUGCGGCACGUGUUCAGCCCCUCGGAGCAGGACCUGCGGCAGCAGGCCCGAAGGUGGGCCGACACCUACAGGCUGGAUGUGCUCGAGGCAGUGGCUCCGGAGCGGCCCCACUGUGCCUACUGCAGCGCCGAGGCCUCCAAGCGCUGCUCACGGUGCCAGAAGGAGUGGUACUGCUGCAGGGAGUGCCAAGUCAAGCACUGGGAAAAGCAUGGAAAGUCUUGUGUUCCGGCAGCCCAGGGUGACAGAGCCAAGUGAUGGCUGCAGCCGCGGAAGGCCGACCACCAGCGCCAUACCACCCAGCCAGAAUGUGCCCCCGACCCUCGGGAACUCAGCCUGGUCUCUGCUAGAGCCCCCACCUCCCAGGUGGAGAGGGCAGGCGAGGCGGAGUGGUCGUCCAAUCUCCCCCAGCAAAGCGCUCCCCCCC
Phyllostomus hastatus (greater spear-nosed bat) is the source of this 2186-nucleotide messenger RNA. It is a transcript of the gene ZMYND10, whose product is annotated as zinc finger MYND-type containing 10. Lineage: Eukaryota; Metazoa; Chordata; Mammalia; Chiroptera; Phyllostomidae. Gene Ontology annotation, biological process: motile cilium assembly; inner dynein arm assembly; outer dynein arm assembly. Gene Ontology annotation, cellular component: centriolar satellite; cytoplasm. Bases 695 to 2017 code for a protein of 440 amino acids. The record is from RefSeq and is a predicted model, not a curated record. The transcript has 12 exons.